Molecule: messenger RNA, 1059 nt
Organism: Dioszegia hungarica
Lineage: Eukaryota; Fungi; Basidiomycota; Tremellomycetes; Tremellales; Bulleribasidiaceae
Exons: 5
Coding region: 1-1059 (352 amino acids)
Biological process (GO): regulation of DNA-templated transcription; nuclear pore organization; NLS-bearing protein import into nucleus
Cellular component (GO): nuclear pore nuclear basket; nuclear pore central transport channel; nuclear membrane
Molecular function (GO): structural constituent of nuclear pore; phospholipid binding; single-stranded DNA binding
Source: RefSeq, a predicted model, not a curated record
AUGUCAGACUGGUGGCAAGCAGCAGCCACACCCUCAGGCUCAACGCCCAUGGGCGCAGGCGGGCCCUUCACUCCUACCAGACCACUCCAGUAUUCGCAACACCGCUCGACCCGGUUCAACAUCGCCGAUGAGCUCGAUCCGGAAGACGCGAGGAUGGCAGAGAAUAUCAGGUUCGCGCCCAGCUUUGCGGCCAGUCCAGCAGGCAAGCUGGUCAUGGGGAGUAGCGGGCAUACGGGCGGGAGGGAAACGGGCGGGAUGGGAGGAGGAGGAGGAGGAGGGGGGAUGAGUCCAGGUGGGAGUGGGCAGGGGACGGGUGGGAGGGGUGGGGAGGCGGUGGCUAGUCCCCCGGCGGGCGCGAGGGCGGGAAGGAGUCCGACGGGGAGGUUUGGAGGUGAAAGCGCCGCUAGUCCCCGCGAUUCUCGCCGGAAACAAAUGACCCAGCAAGUCAUCGACGAGGACAUGCCCCCUACAGCUUCACUACGAGAUACGAGCGACUCGCCAGUCCGAGGCUUCGCAGCUACCAUGGCAGCUAGUAACCAACUCCCUACACCCCCCUCACUCACUGCAUCCCCCACAACUACCCAACUCCUGAUCUUUGGUCCCCCUUCCCACCUUCUGCCCACACUCGAGCCCUACCUCUCCUCCAUCGGCGCCGUCUCCUCCUACGUCCCCGGACCGGACGGCACGAACUGGUGGGUCGUCACGUACAAUUCGCCCGUUUCCGCCGCGUACGCCUUGCGUCGGCACGGUGAGGUUUUAGGUGGAAAGUAUAUGAUUGGCGUGAGGGUCGCGGAGGGGGUUUCUACGACGGCUGGAUCGGGAUGGGGUGGUGCCAAUGGGGGUGGGGAAGGGGUUGGACAUGGGGGACAAGGACAAGGGGGAGGUGGGGGAAUGGAGCGGAAUGUGAUCAGGGAGAAGGGGGAGAAGAGGCAGGGAGAGUGGGAGGAUGAAGGGGCGGCGGGCGCUGGUGGGGCAGGCGGGGGCGUCAGUGGGAGAUUGGCAGAUUGGCUGGAAUGGCAAGACGGAAAGGAAAGCAACGGGAAGUCUAGACUGGUCUGA